Messenger RNA from Tyto alba (common barn owl), 1964 nucleotides. Its product is annotated as lysosomal acid lipase/cholesteryl ester hydrolase. The transcript has 10 exons. Lineage: Eukaryota; Metazoa; Chordata; Aves; Strigiformes; Tytonidae. Gene Ontology annotation, molecular function: hydrolase activity, acting on ester bonds. Gene Ontology annotation, biological process: lipid metabolic process. The coding region runs from base 315 to 1523 and encodes 402 amino acids. The record is from RefSeq and is a predicted model, not a curated record.
AGCCUCAGGGAACAAGAAUCCCCCAGGUCCCUGUUAAAUACUCUAAUUACAGGUUAGAUGCCUCUUUACCUCUCCUGCUCCAUGGUGCAAUCUGGUCUUUCAGAAUGUCAUGCAACGGUGCUGUUUAUCAUAAAAUAACUCCACUCCUUAAAUACUGACAAACCAGCACUCAUAUAUGUGCAGGCAUCACACAGCACUCUACUGCUUCUCCUUUUAUUGGUUCAGGUUUCUGCCAGUGAAUGAGUCUGCUAGUGGAGACAGACUAGGAACUGCAGCAGAAGAUACGAGCAAGGCAGUCAAAGCAGAGCCCCAAGAUGUGGUACCUCCUUGUGCUGCUCUGCUCCCAAGGAAUUGCCUUUUCAGCAGGAUUUACAACACUUUCCACUCUGAAUUCAGACACAAGCCAGUACAGGAAGACUUACAACCCUGAAUGCUUUAUGAACGUUAGUGAAAUCAUCAGAUAUCAUGGAUACCCCAGUGAGGAAUAUCAAGUUACCACAGAGGAUGGAUACAUUCUUGGUGUUUUCAGAAUUCCUGCUGGGAGGAACAGCCAAAAUACAGAGAAAAAGCCUGCAGUCUUGCUACACCAUGGUACUUUAGGAGAUUCUAUUCAUUGGAUUUCUAACCUGCCCAACAACAGCCUGGGCUUCAUCCUCGCAGAUGCCGGCUAUGACGUCUGGUUGGGAAACAGCAGAGGAAAUACCUGGUCUUUAAAACACAAGACCCUUAAGCCCUGCCAGAAAGAGUUCUGGCAGUUCAGCUUCGAUGAAAUAGGUAAAUACGAUAUUCCAGCGGAACUGUACUUCAUCAUGAAUAAAACUGGACAGAAGGAUGUAUACUAUGUUGGUCACUCUGAAGGCUCAACAGCAGGCUUCAUAGCAUUUUCUACUUAUCCUGAAUUGGCUCGAAGGGUUAAAGUGUUCUUUGCUUUGGGACCAGUAGCCACAAUCACAUAUGCCACCAGUCCUCUAGUAACAUUGACACAUCUUCCCCAGUCACUGAUCAGGUUACUACUUGGCUGCAAAGGAGCUCUUCAGCAAAAUGAACUGCUGAAACGGCCUCUAACACAGAUCUGCAGAUCCAUGGAAAAAGUUUGUGGCAAUAUCAUGUGCUACAUAGCUGGGACCAGGAUACAAAAUCUGAACAUGAGUCGAAUAGAUACAUACAUAGGACAUUAUCCUGCUGGAAUAUCAGUACAAAACUUUAUUCAUUGGCAUCAGCUAACACGUGCAGACCGAUUUCAAGCUUAUGACUAUGGCUCUAAGGAAAACAUGAAGAAAUACAACCAGUCUACUCCUCCUGCAUACAAGAUUGAGAAGAUAGGCAUACCAAUUGCUGUUUGGAGCGGUGGACGAGACAAAUUUGCAGAUCCAAAAGACAUGGCAAAACUACUUCCUCGGAUUGCUAAUCUCAUUUACCUUGAGCAUUUUCCUGCUUGGGGACAUCUUGAUUUCAUCUGGGGCCUUGAUGCAACUGAGAAAAUGUAUUGGAAAAUCAUUGAACUAAUAAGAAAACACCCUUAAAACUUCACACAGGGAAUUCAUUCAUCCAUUAAAAUUCCCAAAGAUUUCUAUUUAGCAGUAGAAUAAGGAUACAGGGAUUGGUAUGGGUGUUUACAAGUCACUGUCAAUUGGUUUGCAAUUUUCUUAUAUUGUUUUCUGUGGUGUUAUAUCAUUCUGGUGACUGCAGUCUCUCUGAGGAAGUUGAGGUACAUAGGGAUGAUCACCAAACAUACAAACAUAUUAGAAGGAACAUUUAAGUGAUCACCUAUUUUGGAAAAUUUUAGCUUUUAUAAGACUGAUUUUGCUACAACUAAGAUUUAAUUUUCACUUCCCUUGUAGAUAAAUACCACAUAUUUCAUCCGAGACAGAGGUGUUAUCCCAUGAAAACCCAAAACGGGAGAUACUAAUUUCUCUGUAGAAGUAGUAUUGAUCUUUUUAAAAUUAAAUCAUCUAUCCUCUUGA